Molecule: messenger RNA, 7832 nt
Organism: Cydia splendana
Lineage: Eukaryota; Metazoa; Arthropoda; Insecta; Lepidoptera; Tortricidae
Gene: wapl
Product: protein wings apart-like
Exons: 14
Coding region: 447-5522 (1691 amino acids)
Source: RefSeq, a predicted model, not a curated record
UAUUACUUCAUCUUGUUUUCCAAUAUGGCGCCGUCUGUGCUAUGAGAUGACAACAUCGUAGUUUGUGUCGGAUUUGUCAUAAUCAAAAUUUGUUUUAGUCGGUAUUAAUUUAUCUACCUCAUAUGUUCAAAGAAAAUCGGUAAUUCUAACGAUAGUUACAUAAUCGUGCCACGCUUGUUAAAGAAUCAUCCAGUCGAUGCGUCCUUCUGUGAGAAAAGUACUUAGCUGCCGUAAAAAUGGCGGGUGUAUCUUUACUGAUUGUGUUUUCAUAUCAUUCGGAGAAAGUAAAAGAAUAGGCUAAAAGUGAUUGUAGUCUCGUAUUGAGUGUCAGUUAUAUUACGUAUAGUAGGACGGCAUGUUUUGUAUCUUGCUGUUUUGACAUUUGAAGAGGUGAUUGAUUCGGGAGAAACGGUGCAGGUGUCAUCGUUAUUAAUGAAAUUAUCACUAUGUCGCGCUGGGGCAGAGGCCGAGGCGGCAGUGUGGCCGUGCCGCUUGAUAGUGCCCUGUUUAGAGAAAAUAGUAAUUGCCCGACGGCCGCUCGCUCAGCGGGCACGGUCGGGAAGUGGGGAAUCACCAGCUUUACGUCGAUUAGAAGCGCUCCUUACGCCUACACCAGUAAUGUUCUUAAAAAGCCAGUCCAAGAUCAGAACAGUCCGCUGACAGUGCCUGCGGUGGAAACAGAUCAACCCCCACCUAAACCUAAGAAAUUUUUCAAAUCGCGCAAUGCAGAGCCUUUCCCACCUGUUCCUCAAAUUACAUAUGCACCACCAGUACCUGCCGCUCCAUUAUCCCCGGAGCACCCUUCGAAUAGCAAAGAAAAGAAAGCUACCAAAAGAAGUAGAGUGUACAACAGGGACUCUUCAUCACCAGAAUUGCCUCGACGGAACUCUGAAAAGGCUAAAGCUAGAAAAAGUUCUGUGGCUACAAAGGCUGCCAAGAAAGCAGAACCACAGCCUGAAAACGCUCAACCUAGGAGUACACGGUACUUGGUUCGCAAUCGUGAUAAAGUAAUUAACUAUGCUGAAGAUGGCAGCAACAGUCCCAUUCCUGAGUUUUCACGAUAUGAAUCAUUAGCUCCGAGAGUAUCAUCACCAAAAACAAGCCCGUUGGUCUCAAGCCCUGUGCCCCCUAAAGUGGAAGUGGCCAGUCCCUCAACUAGUAAAGAGGUGGUGAGCCCCUCUACGAGCAAAGAUGGUAAUGAAGAAAGAAAACCACCUCCUAUUGUACUAAGAAUAUCAAAGGGUACAUCGAGGAUAGUCAGUACUGAUUCUAAUGAAGGUUUCACAUCACCUGGUUCUGACAGGCAUUCAUCUAUGGACAUGCAUUCAGAUCUUGGUAUAGAUCACAAAAAGAGCCCAUCCAUGGAAACAAUAUGUUCACCAAAACAUGAGGGUCUUAAAAUCACUAUCAAAUGUAGUGGUCUCAGCCAAGAAAGCAAAAAAGAAAAGAAAAAGGAUAAAAAAGAACACAAGUCACAUAAGAAACAUCACAAAGCCAGUAUAGAUGAAGAUGCCAAAAAAGCUACAUCGCCAUUGCCUGGUUCUGACACAUAUGAUCUUUACAAGACCCUUGCCUCCCCAGGUAAUGAUAGUGACAAGGACAGAAAUAAAGCUCCAAGUGGGGAAGAUGAUAUUGAGUCUCAAUUAGCAAAGCUCGAUUCCACUGGGUUGUCACAUAAAUCUCCUAGGAUAGACGUGUUACCAACAGAGCCACCACCAGAACCUAAGCCCCCAGAGGGUGGUAGGGCCCGUCGAGCUAGACAAGUCAUUAACUACAAUGAGAAUGAUGAUUAUUUGGAUAAAUUGACUUCUGGCCAUUCAAGCAAGCAAACCGUUAAAACAGUCAGUGACCUUAAAAAAGAAAGUAGAAGAGGGAGAAAGAAACAUGAGGCUGCUGUGCUAGAGGCUGCUGCAGCGGAGAAUGAAAGCAAAGCAGAAUCUCAUAUAGAGAAGAAUGAUUUGAUUGAUAUAUUGUCAGGCUCAAAUGUAGAUGAGGGGAAAACAGAAGUCAAGCACAAAAAGCAAAAAGCUAAAGCAUCACAAAACAAGCACGCUAGCCCUGAUUAUGGAGCUGAGCUGUCUCAGGAGCCCACGCAUGAACAAGAAGAAAACCAGCAUGAGCCUUUAGAAGAUGAACAAAUGGAAGCUGCACCUGAAUCAAAUAUAAAUGAUGCAGGUAGUCACUCACAACCUCCCACUCAAGCUACAGAUUCUGAUUAUAAUAGUUGUCCAACUGAAUUCUCUGAGGAUGAUUCUCAAAAGAAUCAACAGGAGGAUGUAUUUAAAUCACCGCAUGGCAUUGAUGAUGACCAUGUCGAAGACAAACCUAGUGUGAAAUUAGUUAUAACCAAAAAGAAGGGUUCUAUAUUCAAGAGCAAAUCACUUGUUAAUGAUAAUCCAUCUCCACUACCAGCAAGGAAGAGACGCCAUUUAUAUAAACAUGAAUGGGCCAAUGAUAAAGGAAAUGAAACUCCCCGGCCUGAGCAGCCCGAGAACACGGAAGUAAGGAAUCCAGCUAGCCAGGUGCCUGAAGAGCUCACGAAGGUCACAAGGUAUAGGGCACCUGAUCCCAUCAUGGAUGACCCAACAUCCAUUGAAGCUGUCAAGCCCUAUACUAGUGUUAGGUGUGCUAAAGAAGCUAAGGAGUAUUACACAGUAGUGAGAAAUGUAAAGAAAGCACAUCAAAUACAGGAGAUUGGAGAGUACCAAGAAUUUAAUGAUGAUGUAGAUUACCUUCUAGACGCAUUACAGGACAACAACCCGAUCUCGACGCGCUGCCUGUCCGCCAUCACGCUGGCCAGCAAGUGCACGGCGCCCGCGUUCCGCAUGCACCUGCGCGCGCACGGCACCGUGCAGAAGUUCUUCAGCGCGCUGCACGACGCUACCAAUGACCAGAGCUUGGGCCUGUGUACGGCGACGGUCAUGUUCGUGCUGUCCCAAGACCGACUCAACAUGGAUCUGGACCGGGAGUCUCUGGAGCUCAUGUUAAAUUUGCUCGAAUCUGAUGUAUCGCACAAAAAUGCGCUUGAUGACUGCGGGCUCACGUCUGCCCAGCUGGCAAAGACGCAAGAGCGGGUGCGGGAGCUGUGCGCGGAAAUCAAGAGCCAAGGGAAAGCCAAGCAUUUAGAUUUGGAUAACAUUACCGUGGGUCACUUAGCCAUGGAGACGCUACUAUCGCUAACUUCGAAGCGCGCCGGCGAGUGGUUUAAGGAGGAGCUCCGCGUGCUGGGCGGCGUGGACCACAUCGUGCGCACCAUCCAGGACUGCGCAGCGCGGCUGGAGGCGCCCGCGGCCGGCUGGGGCCCGGCCGACGUGGACGUGCUGAGGAAGGCCGACCGCUGUCUGCGCGUGCUGGAGAACGUGAGUAUAUACAAGGAGGAGCUCCGCGUGCUGGGCGGUGUGGACCACAUCGUGCGCACCAUCCAGGACUGCGCAGCGCGGCUGGAGGCGCCCGCGGCCGGCUGGGGCCCGGCCGACGUGGACGUGCUGAGGAAGGCCGACCGCUGUCUGCGCGUGCUGGAGAACGUGAGUAUAUACAAGGAGGAGCUCCGCGUGCUGGGCGGUGUGGACCACAUCGUGCGCACCAUCCAGGACUGCGCAGCGCGGCUGGAGGCGCCCGCGGCCGGCUGGGGCCCGGCCGACGUGGACGUGCUGAGGAAGGCCGACCGCUGUCUGCGCGUGCUGGAGAACGUGAGUAUAUACAAGGAGGAGCUCCGCGUGCUGGGCGGUGUGGACCACAUCGUGCGCACCAUCCAGGACUGCGCAGCGCGGCUGGAGGCGCCCGCGGCCGGCUGGGGCCCGGCCGACGUGGACGUGCUGAGGAAGGCCGACCGCUGUCUGCGCGUGCUGGAGAACGUGAGUAUAUACAAGGAGGAGCUCCGCGUGCUGGGCGGUGUGGACCACAUCGUGCGCACCAUCCAGGACUGCGCAGCGCGGCUGGAGGCGCCCGCGGCCGGCUGGGGCCCGGCCGACGUGGACGUGCUGAGGAAGGCCGACCGCUGUCUGCGCGUGCUGGAGAACGUGAGUAUAUACAAGGAGGAGCUCCGCGUGCUGGGCGGUGUGGACCACAUCGUGCGCACCAUCCAGGACUGCGCAGCGCGGCUGGAGGCGCCCGCGGCCGGCUGGGGCCCGGCCGACGUGGACGUGCUGAGGAAGGCCGACCGCUGUCUGCGCGUGCUGGAGAACGUGAGUAUAUACAAGGAGGAGCUCCGCGUGCUGGGCGGUGUGGACCACAUCGUGCGCACCAUCCAGGACUGCGCAGCGCGGCUGGAGGCGCCCGCGGCCGGCUGGGGCCCGGCCGACGUGGACGUGCUGAGGAAGGCCGACCGCUGUCUGCGCGUGCUGGAGAACGAGAGUAUAUACAAGGAGGAGCUCCGCGUGCUGGGCGGUGUGGACCACAUCGUGCGCACCAUCCAGGACUGCGCAGCGCGGCUGGAGGCGCCCGCGGCCGGCUGGGGCCCGGCCGACGUGGACGUGCUGAGGAAGGCCGACCGCUGUCUGCGCGUGCUGGAGAACGUGACGCAGCAGAACGAGGACAACCAGCUGUAUCUGGUGGGCGAGUCCCUGGGCGCGGCGCGUACGUUCUGCGCGCUGUUCCGGCGCUGCGCGGGCGAGGCGCGCGCCGCCGCCGGCCGCCUGCAGCUCGCGCUGCUCGACGCCGCGCUGCCCGCCGUCAAAGUGCUCGUCAACCUGUCGCACUCCUUCUCCCCCAGCAACGUGUCUCCGGGCGCGCGCGUUGUAGGCGAGCAGCCGGGCGUGAUGGAGAUGUGCCUCAUCGUCCUUAACAACCAAGAGAACUUCAUACCAGAUAGCAAAAACUUCGAGUUCAGUGUUUGUGUGUUACUGCUGCUCAUAAACCUGGUCCAGAACAACGAGGAGAACGCGAACCGGUUACUCAACGUGCGCAUCCGCGUCGAUAAUGACGAGGACAUCAUCUCGCGCACCGUCUCCGCCCUGGACCUGAUCGUGGACCUCUUCUACAAGCGGGUCGACCUGGCCAGGAGAGCCGAAGAAAACACAGAUGCUUUGCUUGAUGGCGAAAAGGAAUCUGAUGGUGAAACUGACAAGAAAAAACAACAAGAUGACAUCGACGAAACUGUUGCGAAACUGCUGGCUCGCGCGGGCACGCACAUGGAGCACACGAUGGUGGGCGCGUACACGGCGCUGCUGCUGGGCCACACGGCCGUGCUGAGCGCCGCGCACGCCGCCGCCGUGCGCCAGCGCGUGCCCAGCUACGCCGCUCUCCUGCCCACGCUCAAGAAGUACUACAACUUCCUGUCGCUAACCGCCAGUGGCGAGGCGAUGAUAGUGGCGCACGUGAAGGCGACGCAUGUGAUCAUCAAGUUCAUGGAGCGCAGCGACGCGGAGGCGGCGGAGGAGGAGCCGUACCCGGCGGCCGGCGCCGCGCCCCAGCCCGCGUACGCCGCGCACUGCUACGGCAGCUCGCCCUCCGACGUGCCGCAGGACAUGUCGCUCAGCGGCCUCAACUACUGCCGGCCCCAGCCCGACCGCAUGUCCUCGUGAACGUGCCGACACACCUGUUCUACUUCCGGUGACGUCGCGAGGGUCGGCCCUUCCGUUCUGUCGGUCCCGGUGAACGAUGUUAAAUCGUAAAUGUGCCCGCCCGAGAACGCUGGUGCGUACGGCGUGCGGUUAUAGUGUGAAGCGUUGUAAAAAAAGUUGAGUUUUAUUAGUUUACAUGACGGUUGUAGGGUGGAAAUAGAAUUAGUAUGUUCCUUUAAACGGCACCAUAUUUUAUUCGUUACUUAAUCGACGUGUAAAUCGGUCGCGUCUAAUGGAUUUAAAGGCACUUUGACGAAUGAUAAGGAUCUCGGCUAGUUAAAUUUCCACCAUAUUAGAUUUUAUUAUAGUAGGAUAGCUAAAAUGUAAACCGCGUUGUUCCCCCGACGUCUGUGUCGCCUGCGAAAUAAUGAUGUUCCAGUCGUCGGUUCCGAUUUGAAUGUUUCCUACUUAUUGACGAUGUUAGUUCGUGCGAUCGUUCUGUGUAAAUUGAUACGUUAACGCCUGUAUAUUGUCAACCACUAUUACUAGAGUAUGCCAUUUGUAAUGUAACGAUAGGUGGAUUGCACACGGCUAUUAUACCUCAACUUUUUGUAUCGAUAUAUUUCCCUUCUCUGAAACGUGUAAAUAUUCGCAGACCAUUAAGGUAUAGUUAGUUUACGUCUAUCAGGUAUGGGUUAUGGAGUCUUAAUUAAAUUGAGAUAUUCCGAGUUUAAGCCACCGAACUGGCAAUAUAAAAGUGCAAAAAUAGUACAGUAAGUGUAUAUUGAUAUCGUAAUCCUCUCUGUGAAUAUCGUGUCCGCACUUUUUGUAUAAUACUCCGAGAGAGUUACAAAUUUAUAAAUUGUUCUACCGAGGCACAAUCCUUAUUGUAAAUAGUUUCGACUGGUUCCAAUGAGCGUAGGCGCGAUGAUUAGAAAUGAAACUGAUGAGAUAGCUCACCCCGCCUGGGCCGAGUCGUUCGUCGUGCUGAAGCGUGCCGUGUCCGGUGCCGGAGUCCACGACGAGCGGCUGCGUCCGGCGCGGCGAGGAUCAAACAAUGUACAAACACUUGUCGUUAUUGCCCCCGAAUGAGAGAACUAUUAUUUGUUUAGAGGUAUUUACGAGUAGGACGAUCUAUGAUGUUGGACUUUAUUGACUAGCGGGUAGGCUAAGAAGGUGAACGCAUGAUAUUAAUCUUUCUCCAUUUUUGUGUUUUUAUACUUUUUAAAGACUUCUUUUUACGAUUGACUGAUUGUACAUUAGAGCGGAAAUUGAUUUUUCCAAAUUUGAUGUUUAGAUUAAUAUUUUUAUAAAAUAUCAAAUUGCUAAGGCGCACCGAUUACUUAAUUUUUUCAUCUUUAUUUGUACUACGGGAGCACAUUUUAUGGGAUAAAUCGUAAAUCUUGAAUUUGAAGUAACGAAUAUCUAAUUAAAUUUGUAACAUAUUUUUACUUUUUAAAAGAUGUGAUCGGCCUUAUUUUUUGAGAUUCUCCAAAUUUCAUUAACAGACGGGGUAUGAAAUGAAUUUUGUUAUGUAUACAUUUAUUACACAUUUAGAGAUUGGGUUGGUGCCAAUGUACGUUUGUCUAGUUCUUGCCUGAUCUCGAGCAGUGGCCAGACCGGUCACGCCCCGUAUGCGACAGUCGGGCGACAAUGUACACCCAGCUGCAAAAUAGCAUGCCCACUUUAUGAGUGAAUUCAUUCAAGACGUGUCCAUGCAAUUUUUCAGCUCGUCCUGCGUCGCUGCCGUAUCUCCAUUGCUUUGUACAUCUGAAACUGACGCGGGCUGCAACCGCUCUUGUCAUUGGCCGCCUGUUAUUGAUCGACAGUGGUUGUCUGCCUGAGACUGCAGAAUAUGGUUUUGAAUUUUCGUACAAAGUCCACGUUUCACAAUAGUGUCAAUAACCAACAACUUUCAGGCAGACAAUCACCAAAAGAACGCGACUCACGUGCAUUACCGUCAGCGAUCUGACAGCUUUAUUUCAUGUGUAAGGUGUUCGAAUCAUUUACUAUGUGACGCGGAACCCGCAGCGGCGGGAUCACUCCUCUUGGUAACGUUUUAUUUAACAAUUGGAGACUUGUUUGUUGUACAGAUGCCUAAAUUAUAUUUACGUAAUUUAUUGACCACGUGUAUGUAUUGUCUAAGAGUAGCUUUUAACGUGCAUUUCGUUAUGAAAUAUCACCUUUAUCACACUUGGGUUUUGAAUAUAGUAUGUUGUUUUAGAGUACCACGAGAGUUUGAUAUCUUGAGAAAUUAUUAUUGUAUAUGUAAUGUGUAAUUAUGUUAUAAAGUAUUACGUGUAAUUAUUAAAACAAGGACAAUUUAAAUAA